Messenger RNA from Triplophysa rosa, 2098 nucleotides. RefSeq names its product glucuronokinase with putative uridyl pyrophosphorylase (gene gkup). The transcript has 23 exons. The record is from RefSeq and is a predicted model, not a curated record. Gene Ontology annotation, biological process: biosynthetic process. The coding region runs from base 135 to 2024 and encodes 629 amino acids. Gene Ontology annotation, molecular function: glucuronokinase activity; ATP binding. NCBI's taxonomy places the organism in Eukaryota, Metazoa, Chordata, Actinopteri, Cypriniformes, Nemacheilidae.
CCCUAUUUUCACUUUUCUUGAAACGAAAUUAUGAGCGUGUCUCUUUAAGGAUUUACAGCGCUUCCGCUGACGCGCUUCACUUCAAGGUUGUAACUGUUAUUAGUUGCACUAUGGACUUUCAUCAAACUCGGUGAAUGGUAAAUUGUGUUGCGCUAUUACAAACAAUAAAGCAGAGAAAUGAUUUGCAUCCUGUUGGUUGCAGGGCACGGCACGGUUUUAGAAACACAAAUCAAGGCCUGUAUGCUCAUUUGAGCGGUGUGCCCAAAGCUCUUUUACCUGGAGUGGGUGGAAAGAAAAUCUUGGAUUUCUGGUGGGAAACAGUCAACACGCGUCAGCUCUUCAGUGAAGUCUAUUUGGUCACAAAUGCUGAUAAAUUCAAGCAUUAUGAACGGUGGGCUACAGCAAAUGACUUUCCAGUGGAGAAUGUUGUGAACGACGGCAGCACGACUCUUGAUGACAGACUCGGUGCUGUCGCGGACCUUGAGCUGGCCAUCCGAAGCCGCCAGCUACAAGAUGACAUCAUGGUGAUUGCAGGUGACAUGCUUUGUGCUGAUCAGAAUUUUGACAUUGCACAAGUCAUUCGCUUUUUCAGGUCCAAGCCUGGAGAACUUGCAAUAUAUUAUGAACUUGAGACAGGAGAGAAGAGCAACUCCAGAGGAAUUGUUGAAGUGUGUCCUGACACUCAUCGAGUCAUGCUCUUUCUUGAGAAGCCCCAGGAGGGCCUCACUGCAUCACGGCUUGCCAGCGUUGUCUUCUACUGUCUGCGCAAGGAGUCUUUACCAUACAUCUCUGAAUUCCUCUACAAUCACUCAGAUGUUACUGACAGAACCUUUGGAAAGUUUUGGGAAUGGCUGAUAAAUGAGGAGAAAGUGCCUGUUUAUGGGAUGAAGCUGCCAACAGGAUUUCAACUAAUUGGUCAAGUGGGUCUGUCUGAUUACACAAAAUGGCUUGCUCACUAUUCUUCAAAGCAACAGUUGUCCCCAUCUAAACCCAUUACAUGCCGCUCAUAUGCCAGGGUUGGAGUUAUGGGGAACCCAUCUGAUGGUUUCAAUGGAAAAACCAUUGCCAUGACCAUUGCUAACUUUUGGGCUGAAGUCACGCUCAUGGAGAGUCAAACUCUGGUUCUUCUACCUCAUCCUCUGAAUGACCCAACAGAGUUUGGAAGCUUGCAGGACCUUUUCCGGAUCAGCCGCAAAGAGGGGUACCUAGGAGGUCUACGACUUUUGCAAGCCACCUGCAAAAAGUUUUACCAAUUCUGUUCGGAACAAGGCAUUGCUCUGUCCAAGCAGAAUUUUACCCUCAAGUAUGACACAAACAUUCCUCGGCAAGUGGGUUUAGCUGGUAGCAGUGCAAUCGUGUCAGCCACCUUGAAGUGCCUGAUGAAGUUUUACAACAUUACAGACAAUGAUCUUCCUAAACCAAUCAGGGCUAACUUCAUCCUCAAUGUUGAGACGGAUGAGCUCUUCAUCACAGCUGGUCUACAGGACAGGGUUGUGCAGGUCUAUGAAGGCUUGGUUUACAUGGACUUUAGCAAGCACCUUAUGGAUGAGCGGGGUUUUGGAGAGUACAUUCCCUUGGAUAUGACUGAUCUUCCCUUAUUUUGGCUGGCCUACUUGGGUGAUCCAAGUGAUUCUGGACGGAUUCACAGUAAUGUUAGACAACGCUGGCUGAAUGGUGAAUCUGUUGUGGUUGAAGCUAUGAAGUCGUUUGCUGACCUCACAGACCAAUCUCGGGCUGCUUACGAGUGUAAAGACUGGCCCAGACUUGCACAGCUCAUGGACGAAAACUUUGAGCUAAGACGGUCUAUUUAUACUGAUGACUGUCUGGGCCCAGGAAAUCUGAAAAUGGUCAAUCUUGCAAGACAGUUUGGAUCUGCAGUGAAGUUGCCUGGCAGUGGUGGUGCUGUGGUGGGCUUGUGUAUGGAACAUGGGCAACUGGUGGAGAUGAAGAAGGCUUUCCAAGAGGCGGGAUGUGUGUUUUGUCUUAUUGUGCCUUAUGAUCCAUCACAGCAGGGUCAUGCAUGAGUACUCUGAGAAAAAGUCAAUUAUUUAUUAUGUAUGGGCCAAGAAGCUGUGAUUAAAGCAUCUGGUGGAGGAAA